Drepanopeziza brunnea f. sp. 'multigermtubi' MB_m1 is the source of this 969-nucleotide messenger RNA. RefSeq lists its product as uncharacterized. NCBI's taxonomy places the organism in Eukaryota, Fungi, Ascomycota, Leotiomycetes, Helotiales, Drepanopezizaceae. The record is from RefSeq and is a predicted model, not a curated record.
AUGAUUCGCCCCUUCGUCCUUCUCAACUCCAUCAGCGUUGCCUUGGCAGGUACUAUUCUUUGGGAUGGUCGCUUCAACGAUGUUGACUCCGUAGCGGCGAUUGGUGCCUGGUCGUGGUCAAACCAAGUCGGUCCUUACCAAUACUACAUCCAUGGCCCCAGUCCAAUCGAUUCUUAUGUCAACCUGGACGCAGCGAACAAGAACCCUGCCGAUACAGGUAGCACCAAAGGUGUCAAGCUCACUCUGGACGACACUUCUUUCUGGAACGGCCAGACCAUGAGACGAACAGAACUCAUUCCCCAGACCACCGCGGCUAUCAAUGCUGGAAAGGUCUUCUACCACUUCAGCAUGUCGCGAUCGUCCGUGAACCCCCCAAGCGAGGCCCACGAGCACCAAAUCGCUUUCUUCGAGAGCCACUUCGUCGAGAUGAAGAGUGGAUGGCAAAGCGGAGCCCCCGGCACCACUGAUUCUCUCCUGAGAUGGGUUGUCAGUGGUUCGACUGAGUGGAACGUGACCUGGGAAGCCGACGUGUGGCACAAUGUGGCCUACGCCAUUGACUUUGACGCGGGCUCUGUGGCAUUCUACCACUCUACAGGUGCCGAAGACUUGGUUCUUACCGUGCCAGCCGUCACCGUGCAGGCCAGGUCGGACGGCAAGGACUGGCAUUUGGGUAUGCUCGAGCUGCCCCGUGACGGUUACCCGUUCGCCGUCGAGGAUAUCUACUUCUCAGGUGUCUACGUCGAGUCUGGCGAGAUCACUCUCAGCGUUUCUGGACCAGGGGGGGCAGCCCCAGGUACCAGCCCCCCCACCCCAGCGACUCCAGCGACUCCAGCAGUAGCAAAGCCUGAUGUCGCCGUCACCGCGCCUGCCGUCACCGCGCCUGCCGUCGCCGAUAAGUCAACCAGCAAUCCCGCGAAAACUGUUGAAACGAAGGAGGAGGAGGAGGAGGAGGAGGAGAAAUGCGAGUAA